CAAGGGGCGGUCCUCCGCGGCCAGCGCCGCCCUCUCUCGGCGCGCUCUUCUCCUCCCAGUCUCCCCCGCGCUUCCUGCACUAAGGUUUAUCCGCCGCGUCCGCUUUGCCGGCUCGCUCGGUCAGGUAGUGCCAUGGCGGCCUUCAGCAAGUACCUGACGGCGCGAAACUCCUCGCUGGCGGGGGCCGCCUUUCUCCUGCUCUGCCUGCUCCACAAGCGGCGCCGCACCCUCGGCCUGCAGGGUAAGAAAAGUGGAAAACAACUACAGAGCAAUGAGAAAGAGGGAAAAAAAGAGCGAGCUAUGGUGGACAAGGUGUUUUUUUCAAGGCUCACUAGGAUUCUGAAAAUCAUGGUCCCAAGGACAUUUUGCAAAGAGACAGGUUACUUGAUUCUAAUUGCUGUUAUGCUGGUGUCUCGAACAUAUUGUGAUGUUUGGAUGAUUCAAAAUGGGACACUGAUUGAAAGUGGUAUCAUUGGUCGUAGCAGAAAAGAUUUCAAGAAAUAUUUAUUCAACUUCAUCGCUGCCAUGCCUCUCAUAUCUCUAGUUAAUAACUUCUUGAAGUUUGGGCUAAAUGAACUCAAACUGUGCUUCCGAGUAAGACUAACUAAAUACCUCUAUGAGGAAUAUCUCCAAGCUUUCACAUAUUAUAAAAUGGGAAAUCUGGAUAACAGAAUAGCUAAUCCAGAUCAACUGCUUACACAAGAUGUAGAAAAAUUUUGUAACAGUGUAGUUGAUCUAUAUUCAAAUCUUAGUAAGCCAUUUUUAGACAUAGUUUUAUAUAUCUUCAAAUUAACAAGUGCAAUAGGAGCUCAGGGCCCAGCAAGUAUGAUGGCCUACUUGGUUAUUUCUGGGUUAUUUCUAACUAGACUUAGGAGACCAAUUGGUAAGAUGACAAUAACUGAGCAAAAGUAUGAAGGAGAAUAUAGAUAUGUUAAUUCUCGGCUCAUCACAAAUAGUGAAGAAAUUGCCUUUUACAAUGGGAAUAAAAGAGAAAAGCAGACAAUCUACUCAGUCUUCCGAAAACUGGUGGAGCAUUUACAUAACUUCAUUUUGUUUCGAUUCUCUAUGGGCUUCAUUGAUAGCAUAAUUGCCAAAUAUCUUGCCACUGUAGUUGGUUACCUAGUUGUCAGCCGUCCUUUCCUAGAUCUGUCUCAUACUAGACAUCUCAAGAGCACACAUUCAGAACUUCUGGAGGACUACUACCAAAGUGGAAGAAUGCUUUUGCGAAUGUCUCAAGCUCUGGGUCGAAUAGUUUUGGCUGGCCGCGAAAUGACUAGAUUGGCUGGUUUUACUGCUCGGAUUACAGAAUUAACCCAAGUACUAAAGGAUUUAAAUAAUGGCAAAUAUGAACGUACAAUGGUCUCUCAACAGGAAAGGGGUAUUGAAGAACCACAGGCCAUUCCCUUGAUACCUGGUGCUGGAGAAAUCAUCAAUGCAGAUAACAUUAUAAAGUUUGAUCAUGUUCCUUUAGCAACGCCAAAUGGAGAUAUCUUGAUUCGAGACCUUAACUUUGAAGUUCGUUCUGGAGCCAAUGUUCUAAUCUGUGGUCCAAAUGGCUGUGGGAAGAGUUCUCUUUUCCGUGUUCUUGGUGAAUUAUGGCCACUUUUUGGAGGACGGUUAACUAAACCUGAGAGAGGAAAAUUAUUUUAUGUUCCUCAGAGACCUUAUAUGACCCUUGGGACACUUCGAGACCAAGUGAUAUAUCCAGAUGGAAGAGAAGAUCAAAAAAGGAAGGGGAUAUCUGACCUAGUACUAAAGGAAUAUUUGGACAAUGUCCAAUUGGGUCAUAUCCUGGAACGUGAAGGAGGCUGGGACGGUGUUCAAGACUGGAUGGAUGUACUCAGCGGUGGAGAGAAACAAAGGAUGGCGAUGGCAAGAUUAUUUUAUCAUAAACCCCAGUUUGCCAUUUUGGAUGAAUGCACAAGUGCAGUCAGUGUGGAUGUGGAAGGAUACAUUUACAGCCAUUGUAGAAAAGUUGGCAUCACACUCUUCACUGUGUCACAUAGAAAGUCCCUUUGGAAACACCACGAGUACUACUUACAUAUGGAUGGUAGAGGUAAUUAUGAAUUCAAACAGAUAACAGAAGAUACAGUUGAAUUUGGCUCUUAGGAUCUGGAGAGUACUUCAAUCAAAUAAUUACAGAAUAUACUUAGAAAUUACAACAUACAACGUAAAAUGAAGUUGAGCUUUUUUUUUUUUUUUUAGACAAAAGCAUCAAAUUAACAGGCUAUAGAAUUAUUGAGAACAAGUUGUUAAAACAUUUAAUAUUAUGUAGGAUAUUGCUAAUUGUGUAUAUGUUGGUUUAAUUAUUAAUUUGUACUAAGAAUGUCUUUAUUCUUGUGGUUAAAAACCUGCCUAAAUUAAGUUGGGCUUAAAUCAGUGUAACCUGAUUCAUCCUGGGAUGUAAACCAUUCAAAGUCAGCUAAUUUGACUUUUAUGGCUCUAUCUUUUCCUUCAAUGAAGAACCCUGUUUAAAACUGGGGUCAUCACUGUUCCAACAAUGUAGUCUUAAUGUUUUAUGUUCUUUGUUCCAUGAUUGUGGAAAACAAAUCAAAGUGUAUUAUCAAAAUGUACAACAUCAUUGCCUAAUAGCAUUCAUUAUGUGGGGACAGAUUUCUUUGACUGCCACAGUUAUACUCAUUCCUUGUAUGUGUCUUGGGGUACAUUUGACUCCAGGAAAGCCAUUUGGAUUUUCAUAGACUAAAUAAUGUGCCCUCCUGGUCUCUGCAGUAUUGAGUUGUUUUUAGGUUCUCCAGGUGAUUGAUGUAAUAAAAUUAAUGUGCAGUUUUGCUUCCAAGGGGUAGUUAACUGUGUUUUAUACCUAAUCUUCCCAAUGUUUGGGACAUUAAAACACAGAGUCCUUAUGUGUCAAGCGCAAAGUCUUACAAGAUUUUUAAAAAAGAACUGGAUGGAUUUAUGUGUUAGAAAUCCAUUCAUUAGAAAUGUGGUGGUUUCAUGAUGUUUAAUUCCGGAUGAGUCAUAGGAAUGCACUACAUGAAGUGUUGCACUGAGGAUGCAAUGUUAUCACUGUCUUUGUGAUGUUAUGUUUAAAAAUAUUUUAAAUUCAUUAUGCACACUGGUGAAUUAUGUUUCCAAGGCACUGCUUUACCUCUGAAUCUUUAAUGACUUUUUAAAAUAUUUGAGUUACUAUGUUGAACUACCCUAAAAUGAGUUGAUUUCACUGUAUCAAACCACCACUAAUGACUUCAUAUAUUAUUUGCAUAGUAAGAAUGGAAACUAAAUAUUAUCAUUCAGAUCAACAUAAAGUCAGUUUUUAUCAAGCUGAGGCUUAGGAAAGGGCAUUUUAUAUUCAUGUUUCUGCAUAACUAGUUUCGUUUAUUUGCAGAAUCAACUGUAAAAAUCACUGGUAUUGAAGUAAAACUUAAUAUACUGAUUCCAUAAUACAGAACAUUAAAUUUUUACCACUUCUCUUUAGAAAACUUGUAUACUUAUUUUCUGUUCAGAUUAAAAUAUCAGAUAUCCUAUAUGA
Messenger RNA from Erinaceus europaeus (western European hedgehog), 3490 nucleotides. It is a transcript of the gene ABCD3, whose product is annotated as ATP binding cassette subfamily D member 3. Gene Ontology annotation, molecular function: ATP hydrolysis activity; long-chain fatty acid transmembrane transporter activity; ATP binding. The record is from RefSeq and is a predicted model, not a curated record. Lineage: Eukaryota; Metazoa; Chordata; Mammalia; Eulipotyphla; Erinaceidae. Gene Ontology annotation, biological process: fatty acid beta-oxidation; long-chain fatty acid import into peroxisome; very long-chain fatty acid catabolic process. Gene Ontology annotation, cellular component: peroxisomal membrane; peroxisome. The transcript has 23 exons. The coding region runs from base 133 to 2109 and encodes 658 amino acids.